Racocetra fulgida is the source of this 590-nucleotide messenger RNA. The record is from the annotation of a GenBank genome assembly. Lineage: Eukaryota; Fungi; Glomeromycota; Glomeromycetes; Diversisporales; Gigasporaceae.
UGGCUCAAGAAGGUUUGACGGUUGGUUGCGUGGUGGAAAUUGCGCUUUGGGAAGAGAAUUUUCAAGACGACGUAUGGAAUGAAAGAGGCUCUAAAAUGGUUUUGAAAUGUUUAAGCGACAAUUAUGCAAGAUCAGGUCCUGUGGCUAGUACAUCUUCAGCUAUGCGGCAUAUUCCACCUAAUUCUACAGGUAAUGUCUCCACUUCAAAAUAUUGCGUCGCAACAUCUAACGAAUGUUCAUCACUUGAUCCAGUAAAUGUUUCAGAACCUACCGCGAAUAUUACUGAGGCUACUUUACGAAAAACGGUGACUGAAGAAGUCUUAGAUAUUUGCGAAUUGAUGACUACAAUAAGAACGGCGUCAAGCCAGGAAAUUGCAUUAACCAAUGAAGACUUUGAUCCAACAUGGAUCAAGUCUGUCGAAAAUGAAUUAUGCACUGAAAUUAAAAUUCAAAACUUGAAACAAGAAGUCGAAUUACUCAUGAAAGAACGUGCAAAAUUAUCAAGCUAUGUAAAUACAAUUGAGAGUCAACUUCAGUCAUUAAAUGACACUAUGAAACAGAUUCAUCAAGUGUUAGGGGAAAAAAAUUAG